This is a messenger RNA of Neomonachus schauinslandi (Hawaiian monk seal), 3257 nucleotides long. It is a transcript of the gene BICRAL, whose product is annotated as BICRA like chromatin remodeling complex associated protein. The record is from RefSeq and is a predicted model, not a curated record. Gene Ontology annotation, cellular component: SWI/SNF complex. NCBI's taxonomy places the organism in Eukaryota, Metazoa, Chordata, Mammalia, Carnivora, Phocidae. The transcript is spliced from 11 exons. Gene Ontology annotation, biological process: positive regulation of DNA-templated transcription. Bases 1 to 3237 code for a protein of 1078 amino acids.
AUGGAUGAUGAUGAUGACUCGUGUCUCCUUGAUCUUAUCGGAGACCCACAAGCAUUGAACUAUUUUCUACAUGGACCUAGUAAUAAAUCUAGCAAUGAUGACUUGACGAAUGCAGGAUAUUCUGCAGCCAAUUCAAAUUCAAUUUUCGCCAACUCCAGUAAUGCUGAUCCUAAGUCAUCCCUCAAAGCUGUAAGCAACCAGCUUGGAGAAGGGCCCAGUGAUGGACUGCCACUCUCAAGUAGCCUUCAGUUUCUGGAAGAUGAACUUGAGUCUUCUCCUCUUCCUGAUCUCAGUGAGGACCAACCUUUCGACAUUCUUCAGAAAUCCUUGCAGGAGGCCAAUAUCACUGAACAGACACUGGCCGAAGAGGCAUAUUUGGAUGCCAGUGUAGGUUCAAGCCAACAGUUUGCACAAGCUCAGCUUCAUCCGUCUUCAUCAGCAUCCUUUACUCAGGCUUCUAAUGUUUCAAAUUACUCAGGUCAGACGCUGCAGCCUAUAGGGGUGACUCACGUGCCUGUCGGAGCAUCAUUUGCAAGCAAUACGGUGGGUGUGCAACAUGGCUUUAUGCAGCACGUGGGGAUCAGUGUGCCCAGCCAGCAUCUGUCUAACAGCAGUCAGAUUAGCGGCUCUGGUCAAAUACAGCUAAUUGGGUCAUUUGGUAAUCAACCUUCCAUGAUGACUAUUAAUAACCUAGAUGGAUCUCAAAUCAUAUUGAAGGGCAGCGGGCAGCAAGCCCCAUCAAAUGUGAGUGGAGGGCUCCUGGUCCAUAGACAGACUCCUAACGGCAACUCAUUGUUUGGGAACUCCAGUUCCAGUCCAGUAGCACAGCCUGUCACCGUUCCAUUUAACAGCACAAACUUUCAGACAUCUUUACCCGUGCAUAACAUCAUCAUACAGAGGGGUCUUGCACCAAACUCAAAUAAAGUUCCAAUUAAUAUCCAGCCAAAGCCUAUCCAGAUGGGCCAGCAGAAUACAUACAAUGUGAACAGUUUGGGAAUACAGCAGCACCAUGUUCAACAAGGGAUCUCUUUUGCCUCUGCCAGCUCACCCCAGGGCUCCGUAGUUGGUCCGCACAUGUCUGUGAACAUUGUAAACCAACAGAACACAAGAAAACCGGUCACCUCACAGGCUGUGAGCAGUGCUGGGGGUAGUAUCGUUAUUCAUUCUCCCAUGGGCCAGCCUCACACACCCCAAAGUCAGUUCCUCAUACCCACAAGCCUUUCCGUCAGUUCCAACUCGGUACACCACGUCCAGACCAUAAAUGGGCAACUGCUUCAGACUCAACCUUCUCAGCUCAUCUCCAGCCAAGUGGCCUCAGAGCAUGUCAUGUUGAACAGAAACUCUUCCAACAUGCUCAGGACCAACCAACCGUAUUCUGGGCAGAUGCUGAACAACCAGAAUGCUGCUGUCCAGUUAGUGUCUGGGCAGACGUUUGCCGCCUCUGGAAGCCCAGUGAUAGUCAAUCAUGCUUCUCCUCAGAUCGUCAGUGGACAGAUGCCCUUGCAGCAGGCAUCGCCAACCGUAUUACACCUGUCACCUGGGCAGAGCAGCGUCUCCCAAGGAAGACCUGGCUUCACCCCCAUGCCCUCGGUGACCAGCAUGUCAGGACCUAGUCGGUUCCCUGUUGUCAGCUCCUCCAGCACUGCCCAUCCUAGUCUUGGGUCUGCGGUUCAGUCGGGAGCAACAGGAUCAAACUUUACGGGAGACCAGCUGACCCAGCCAAACAGGACUCCAGUACCCGUCAGCGUGUCUCAUCGUCUUCCAGUUUCUUCUUCCAAAUCUACAAGCACCUUUAGUAACACACCUGGAGCAGGAACCCAGCAGCUCUUCUGUCAGGCUCAGAAAAAAAGUUUGAAUCAGACUUCCCCCAUUGCUGCUUCCAAGACCACGGAUGGCCUGAGGCAGACGCAGAUCCCUGGCCUCCUGAACACCGCACUGCCAGGGCAGGAUUCUGGAAGCAAAGUUAUGCCGGUGUCCUUAGGAACUGCACAGCCACAGCAGGAAAAAGUAGUUGGAUCAUCUCCUGGCCAGCCAGCUGUGCAGGUGGAUAGUCACUCAGGAGGACAAAAGCGACCUGCUGCAAAACAGCUAACCAAAGGAGCUUUCAUUCUCCAGCAGUUACAGAGAGACCAAGCCCACGCUGUGACACCUGACAAAAGUCAGUUCCGAUCACUGAGUGAGGCGGUGCAGAGGCUCCUCUCCUACCACGUGUGCCAGGGCUCCAUGCCCACAGAGCAAGACCUGAAGAAAGUCGACAAUGAAUUUGAAACAGUUGCCACUCAGCUCCUAAAAAGGACCCAAGCUAUGCUUAACAAAUACAGAUGCCUGCUUCUAGAAGAUGCCAUGCGGAUCAACCCCUCUGCUGAAAUGGUGAUGAUCGACAGGAUGUUCAACCAGGAGGAAAGAGCUUCUCUGUCCCGAGACAAGCGUCUGGCACUUGUAGAUCCUGAGGGUUUUCAGGCUGAUUUCUGUUGUUCCUUCAAACUUGAUAAAGCUGCUCACGAGACGCAGUUUGGCCGGAGUGACCAGCACAGCAGUAAAGCAACCAGCUCUUUCCACCUGACGGCCAAGGCCCAGAGCCGAGACCGAGCCAGACCAGGCAUGGCGGAAUCCACGAAUCAUGACCAGUUUCAUCUAGUGCCUAAUCACAUCGUGGUCUCCGCAGAAGGAAACAUUUCUAAAAAAACUGAAUGCCUCGGGAGAGCGGUGAAGUUCGACAAAGCGGGCUUAGCUCAGUACCGCAGUGCGUCCGAAGAGAAAAGCAGCCGGCGGGAGUCGGUGAAGGCCAGCGAGUGCCCUCCCGGCCCCGAAGGGCCCCGGAAAACCUCAUCCCGACUGGACCACGGUACUGACAGCAAACUCUCCAGUAUCCUAGGGGAUUCUCAUCUGGAGAUGACGUGUAACAAUUCCUUCCCGGACAAAACUCUGAGGAAUUCUCCAAAGAAUGAAGUUUUACACACAGACAUCAUGAAAGGGUCGGGCGAACCCCAGCCAGAUCUCCAGCUCACCAAGAGUUUAGAAACAACGUUUAAGAACAUCUUGGAACUGAAAAAGGCCGGGCGGCAGCCCCAGAGUGACCCCACGGUUAGCGGCUCUGUCGAGUUGGAUUUCCCCAACUUUUCUCCAAUGGCUUCGCAGGAAAACUGCCUGGAAAAGUUCAUCCCGGACCACAGUGAAGGCAUUGUAGAAACAGACUCCAUUUUAGAAGCAGCUGUAAAUAGUAUCCUAGAGUGUUAAUAGCCUCAGCCCUUCCCCGC